AUGGAACAAGGCAAAUUUCUACCGAAAAGCAGCGAAUGCGCAGGGCUUAAAUGCUCAAUCUUCCAUAAGGGGCAACCUACUACCAAGAGAAGCAUUUUGUGUACCAAUUGCUGGGGAGAUGACCACUUGAGGUUUAAUUGUGAAUAUGAGACAUGUUGCAAAGUUUGCAAAAAUCCAGGCCAUUCCCCAGGGGACAAAGCAUGUUCCAAGUAUGACACUUCCCCUAAGGAUAUAAUUGCCUUCAGUGGUAAGGAUGAUGUGAUGUCCAACUUCUACCCAUGUGAUAUCAAGAUUUUUGGUAUUUCGCAUGCCUCCGCUGAGCAUGCCUUCCAGUACAGCAAGGCCAUGCGAUCUGGGGAUCUCAUAAGGGCGUCGUCUGUCCGUAACGCCGCCACCGCACUCGAAGCUAAACGCAUAGGCGCCCAAGUCACCGUUCCGGAUCACUGGAUACAACAACGCAAAGACAUUAUGCGCAAGGUGUUAGAGGCCAAAUUCGAUCAAGUGAUUGAAUUCAGAGACAAGAUAUCUGCAACUGUGUCAUCCACUUUACUCGUGGAAGCCGCUUUUGACGACUACUGGGGAUCCGGGCUCGACAAAAAAGGCACAAUGUACACCGAGAUGAAGGCGUGGCCAGGCAAAAACAUCAUGGGCCAAAUACUUACCGACAUUGGCCGAUCACGACGUCCGAAUGCACCGCAGCGGAAACAGUCGGUAAGAAACCAGAAGAACAGAUCCUAA
This is a messenger RNA of Magallana angulata, 738 nucleotides long. RefSeq names its product riboflavin biosynthesis protein VVA0006-like. NCBI's taxonomy places the organism in Eukaryota, Metazoa, Mollusca, Bivalvia, Ostreida, Ostreidae. The record is from RefSeq and is a predicted model, not a curated record. The transcript has a single exon. Bases 1 to 738 code for a protein of 245 amino acids.